CUACUAUCACUUGAACUACUCCUUAAAAUUAGAGCCACCACUCGACCGAGGAUGCUGUCUUUUUCUAAACCCACCCAUUAACAGGAACAGGUUUGUUUUUGGCUAGGCUGUCUUUUUCUCUCUUGGGUAUGGUUUUUCUGCAGUGGAUAUUGCAUGUAAUUUUCAUAUCUUUAUUUUUAGAAUCAGUUGGGUGUGUGUGUGGAUGAAACGGCCUUUUUCGCAGCAUCACCACCACUAGUUUCAAUCGACAAAAGCAAGCAGCCAAAUCCACUCUCAGCUCCCCCCCAAAAUUGGGGAAAUGGAAAAAAUUUACACUCCUCUGGUCAUACUCAUCCUCCUCUAUAUUCCAUGGCCAAGAAUCUACCUGAAUAAUCCCACAUUCUCCUCUCCCUCUCCCUCUCCCACUUUCUCUCUCUACUCCCUCUUUAUCUCACUCUUUCUAUCAAGCAUGACCACCUCUUACUGUCUAUCUUCCACCAGAAACACCAUCUCACAAGAAGCUUUCUGGAUUCACAAUUCCCAUCUCUACCUCCCCAAGCAUAGGCCCUCUUUCUUUUCCCAUGUAACCCAAUUUCCCAAGAAAGAGACUUUAAAUCCAAAGCCUCCUAAUCCCAACAGCUUUCUCUCUCUUCUGAGAUUAAAGCCUUAUAAGUUUACCUACCCAUCUGCUGCUUUAUCAUCUUUUGCUGAAGCAGAAGGUGAAGAAGGUCAUGAAACAAAACCCAAAGAACAUGAACAAGAUGCGAAAUCAAACGAUGAAUUGCAAGGAAUGGCAGACGCCUUCCACAUAUCUUCUAGGACAGCUUCUGCUAUAUCAAUAUGCAUAGCAUUGGCUGCUCUUACUUUGCCACUUUUCAUGCAGUCUUUAGGCCAAGGAUUGGCCUUGAAGACAAAGUUGUUGUCAUAUUCUAGUCUCAUAUUGGGUUUUUACAUGGCUUGGAAUAUUGGAGCCAAUGAUGUGGCCAAUGCCAUGGGGACCUCGGUGGGUUCUGGUGCUUUGACUCUCCGGCAGGCCAUGUUGACAGCGGCUGUGUUGGAGUUCUCUGGAGCUUUGUUAAUGGGGACUCAUGUGACCAGUACAAUGCAGAAAGGAAUCCUUGUUGCCAAUGUUUUUCGAGGGAAGGACUCUUUACUUUUCGCCGGUUUAGUCUCUUCUUUGGCUGCUGCUGGUACUUGGUUGCAGGUUGCAUCAUACUAUGGAUUGCCCGUCUCGACCACACAUUGUAUUGUAGGAGCCAUGGUCGGAUUCGGCCUUGUCUACGGGGGACCUGGUGCUGUCUUUUGGAGUUCACUGGCAAGGGUGACUUCCUCAUGGGUGGUCUCACCGCUAAUGGGAGCAAUGGUGUCUUUCCUUGUCUACAAAUGCAUCCGCAGGUUUGUAUACAGUGCUCCAAACCCAGGACAAGCAGCUGCAGCAGCUGCACCCAUCGCCGUCUUUGUGGGUGUUACUGGAAUCUCUUUUGCAGCCUUCCCUCUUAGCAAGAGCCUCCCUCUAGCUCUAAUGCAGGCUUUGGCCUGUGGCACUGCUGGUGCAGUCCUGGUCCACAGAAUCAUCCGACAACAGCUUGGUCACCUCCUUGUCAAGUCCAAUUCAACAGCACCAGAGACAAAAGGGGACUCCAUUCAAACCAAAAACAGAGGAUUUCUAUCAGCUGAAAUCACAGGACCUACAGGAACUCAGCUGGAAAUAGUUUAUGGAGUCUUUGGCUACAUGCAAGUCCUAUCAGCCUGUUUCAUGUCAUUUGCCCAUGGUGGAAAUGACGUCUCCAAUGCCAUAGGCCCUUUGGCCGGAGCAUUAUCGAUUCUUCAAGGUGGGAUGAGUGAAGCCAACAUAGUAAUUCCUAUUGAUGUUCUUGCAUGGGGAGGAUUUGGGAUUGUGGCAGGGCUUAUUAUGUGGGGAUAUCGAGUGAUCGCUACGAUCGGGAAGAAAAUCACAGAACUCACUCCUACUAGAGGUUUUGCAGCCGAGUUUGCCGCGGCUUCAGUGGUUCUGUUUGCAUCUAAGCUGGGACUACCCAUCUCAGCAACUCACACUCUAGUGGGUGCAGUCAUGGGGGUGGGGUUUGCCAGAGGACUCAAUAGUGUUAGAGCAGAAACUGUGAAGGAGAUUGUGACUUCUUGGGCAGUGACCAUCCCAGUUGGUGCCACCUUUGCUGUUAUAUACACAUGGAUCUUGACAAAGCUGUUGUCAUAUAUACUGUGAGUGUACAUUAAGAGAUUACAGUGCAAACUGAUGCUUGUGAUUAAUUAAAAAUCACCAGUUUUUUUUUUUUUAAGUGGUUUCAGUAUGAGUACAAUUCCUUGAUCUGGAGUGAAUUCCUCCAGGAGGAAAUUAAGGUAUCAGGUAUUGAGGGAGAAAUUUGGUUUUGGUCGUUUGAAUCUGAGAAGUUUUUACUCUUCAGAUAAUUUCCCAGUUAUUUUUGACUUCAUGUAGCUCUUAUAAGAUCAAGGCAAAAUGGAUAGCUAACUUCUUAAAUAGUAUUAUCUGG
Messenger RNA from Ilex paraguariensis (yerba mate), 2489 nucleotides. The record is from the annotation of a GenBank genome assembly. NCBI's taxonomy places the organism in Eukaryota, Viridiplantae, Streptophyta, Magnoliopsida, Aquifoliales, Aquifoliaceae.